CAGGAUUCCCUUCAUCUGCGGCUUCUGGACUCAACAAAAUGUCUGAAGAUCAAAAUCUGGAGAAGUUCUUGAAGGAUGUGGAUGAGAUCUCUGAUAUUUUGCAAGGUCUAAACUCUGAAGACGCAUCUUCUCAAGAAAGGGCGAUAUUAAGAGCUGAUCAAAAACUUGCUCUUUUAGAGAAGAAGGAAGAUGAUCCAGAGAGAAAUAGAACACUUAUUAAAAAAUCUGGCAGCUCACCUCUUCCGCCUAAAUCUGAGAUGAGUCAAGAUAGCUUCAUUGCCCUUUUGGAAAAAGAUGCCAGUGAACGAGCUGAGAAAAGAAAGCAGAAUAAGGCACUCGCAAAUGCACUGAAAGAUCUGGGAAAUGAAGCAUUUUCAAAAGGUGACUAUAAAACUGCAAUUCUGCAUUACAGUGAUGGGCUCGGGAAACUAAAAGACAUGCAGGUCUUAUAUACCAAUCGAGCUCAGGCUUACAUAAAACUAGAAAAGUAUCCAGACGCAAUAAGCGAUUGUGAGUGGGCAUUAAAGUGUGAUGAUAAGUGUUUAAAGGCUUAUGUUCAUAUGGGAAAAGCUCACCUUGGUCUGAAGAACUAUGAGGAGGCAAGACAAUGUUAUAAGAAGAUUACAGAUAUAGACAUUACCAAAGAGAAGCUUGUGAAAGGCUACUUGAAUCAAGUGGACAUGCAGGAGAAGAAGGACAUCCAAGAGCAGAAAGCCUUGCUGGAUCUGGAGGCUGGGGUAGAAGAUGCAGUAUCUGUUACACAGCUGCUCACAAAGUUAUCCAAAGCAGAGCAGAGUCCUCUCUAUUACUCUGGAGGAAUACAGCUUCUGGCUCAAGCUGUAAAGGAUUGUACAACACAAACUCUAUUCAGAAUAAACAAUGGAUUCAGUAUUAUAGGAGACAACAGUAUAAUAAAUAGGAGCUUGAUCUCUAAACAAGCAGAUACAAUAGAAGCUGAUUUGUGUCUCUCUGUCCUGUCCUUAUGGCAGGUGGUCUGCAGUGAAAACGAACAGAACCAGUGUGUACUGAUAAGCCAACUCAAUGUGAACAGCCAGAUCUUCGCAAUGCUGACAUCAGAGAUCCCAGAGAUACAGAACAAGUCUUUAGCCCUUCUUACUGUAUAUUCCAUGACAGAAGAAGGAAGAUCUUUGCUUCUGGUGCAUUUAAAGCCAUCUAGGCUAUUUGAAAGUCUCAUCAAUUGUGUAAUAUUAACAGAUUUAAGAGCAAGCAGAGCAAUGGAUAUACUAUACCAUCUCACACAGGAGGAAAGGUUGAGAUCACAUUUUAGAGCGGACUUUACAUCAGAAUUACUGCCCUCAUGCACUUCUUUAUUGAAGAACCUGCAUUUAGCUCUAGUAAAUAUGGAAGAAUGUCUCCGAUGCAUUGCGGUCAUGGGACAUCUUAGUGAAGACGGCGUUAUAAGGAGGCAGAUGGCAGGUUCACUGGAAUUCUGGGACUCCUGCUUACAGCUUGUGGAUGCGUGCGGCUCGCCUGCCGAGGGAUGCAGAGACAUUCAGGCUGCAGCACUUGGGCUCAUGUUUAAUUUAUCUCUUGAAGCAAAUUCAGAAAUCAAGGAGCGAGGAGUUGAUAUCAGUAGAAGAUGUUUGUCUCUGCUUAGCAGUAACGAGGAAAUCAUUCUAACUAGAUCUGUGGGCAUUCUCAGCAGGGUUCUCCCACAAUGCACCACAGCAGUAGAACUGUCUGUACAAGAAGGAAUUGUGAAGAAACUAAUCAAAUUGCUUAAGGCAGAUGGAAAGAAGACCUCACUAUAUGCAGUGAAGGUGCUUGCAGUAUGUACCAAAGAGGAUACGCUAGCACAAAAGGAAGUUUUCAAGUAUGAUAAAAAAUUUGGCACCCUGGUAAACCUACUACGUUCCAAGGAUGAAAUAACAGUUGGGAACACUGCUUUGUGUUUGGGAAACUGCUUUGAUCUACCAGGAGUAGCCUCAACCUUGUUACAGUCUGAUAUCCUUAAGUUGCUUCUGAGCCAUGCUGGUGGAGACUCCAAGAGACGCUCUGUGCAAGAGAAUGCUGCUAGGGCGCUAGGGAAACUCUGUUCUGCAGAAACAAGAUACAUGACACAACUUCGAGAACUUCAUGGAAUCGAGAUUCUGAACUCUUGCAUGAAAUAUAUCAAAUGAUUAUCAUCAUCCACCCUAUACGGGUAAACAC
Messenger RNA from Bufo bufo (common toad), 2172 nucleotides. RefSeq names its product tetratricopeptide repeat domain 12 (gene TTC12). Gene Ontology annotation, molecular function: protein binding. Lineage: Eukaryota; Metazoa; Chordata; Amphibia; Anura; Bufonidae. Bases 39 to 2141 code for a protein of 700 amino acids. The transcript has 22 exons. The record is from RefSeq and is a predicted model, not a curated record.